AUGAAGCCCACCGUCCUUCUCACCACACUCUUCGCCACCCUCGCGGCCGCAGCACCAGUCCCCCCGAUCGACAUGGUUUCCAACGUGUGCCCUCAGGGCGAGACCAACACUAUAGUCCCGCCAGAUGGGUUGUCAAACGCAUAUCCUGAGAGGGACAUGCCGUCGAGCAAGCAGGACAGGGAUCUGGGGGGUAUGUGCAAGAAGUUCUGCGGGGUUAAUCCGUGGAUGUGCAAGUUUUGCGAGCCGGUGAAGCCUGCAGAGGCAUGA
This is a messenger RNA of Parastagonospora nodorum SN15, 267 nucleotides long. RefSeq lists its product as hypothetical. The record is from RefSeq and is a predicted model, not a curated record. The coding region runs from base 1 to 267 and encodes 88 amino acids. NCBI's taxonomy places the organism in Eukaryota, Fungi, Ascomycota, Dothideomycetes, Pleosporales, Phaeosphaeriaceae. The transcript has a single exon.